Messenger RNA from Penicillium chermesinum, 840 nucleotides. RefSeq names its product SIR2 family histone deacetylase. Lineage: Eukaryota; Fungi; Ascomycota; Eurotiomycetes; Eurotiales; Aspergillaceae. The coding region runs from base 1 to 840 and encodes 279 amino acids. Gene Ontology annotation, molecular function: NAD+ binding. The record is from RefSeq and is a predicted model, not a curated record. The transcript has 2 exons.
AUGGCAUCUGCUGCCAGAAAUGCCGCUCUAUCUAAAAUUCCACCGGCGGAUUUGCAGUCCUUCUCGGAAUAUUUGAAGAGCUGCCGGCGUAUCAUGGCCUUGCUCGGUGCUGGCCUAUCCGCAUCUUCAGGCCUUCCUACAUUUCGUGGGGCAGGUGGCCUCUGGAGGUCCUUUGAUGCGACCUCCUUAGCGACCCCUGAAGCUUUCCAACGUGAUCCAGGUCUAGUAUGGCAAUUUUACAGCUAUCGUCGGCACAUGUCUCUUCACGCCGAACCUAAUAAGGCACACUACGCCCUUGCCGAAUUAUCGCGGAAGAACAAUGAUUUCCUUACGCUUUCACAGAAUGUUGACGAGAAUGAUUUCACAGAUCCUAUUGUCCCAGCGCUGGAAAUUCCGUUGAAAGAAUCCGCUCUGCAGAAAGCCUUUGGGCAUAAUAAACCUUCAAAGGAAGAUGAGCUCGAUAUUUCCGACGAAGCGAAUCCGAUUCCAGAGCUGACCCCGGCAGAACUUCCCCAUUGCCCUAAGUGCGAUGGUCUUCUAAGGCCUGGAGUUGUAUGGUUCGGAGAAAAUCUUCCUUCUGAUACCCUUAAUGCCGUCGACAGGUGGAUCGAGGAGGCUCCAAUCGAUCUGAUUCUGGUCAUCGGUACAAGCUCACGAGUCUGGCCUGCGGCAGGUUAUGUUGAUACGGCUCGCAAACAUGGGGCUCGCGUGGCCGUGAUCAAUAUGGAUGCUGGGGAUAUCCCGGGAGUGAACGGACUAGCAGAGGAUGACUGGUUUUUUCAAGGUGAUGCUAGUGUCAUUGUUCCUGAGAUUCUAAAAAGUGUUAUUGGGGAAAUUUAG